Molecule: messenger RNA, 2347 nt
Organism: Cornus florida
Lineage: Eukaryota; Viridiplantae; Streptophyta; Magnoliopsida; Cornales; Cornaceae
Exons: 10
Coding region: 133-2040 (635 amino acids)
Biological process (GO): glucan catabolic process
Molecular function (GO): beta-glucosidase activity
Source: RefSeq, a predicted model, not a curated record
UCAAAGCUAGAGAAAAUCUCUCUCUCUCUCUCUCUUUCUCUUUCUCUCUCUCAAAAUAUUCUCUCUAAAUAUAUAUAUAUACACAGCUACAGUUUUUCUGGAUCAUACUCAGAAGGAAAUUGGGGACGAAAGAUGGCGAGGAUUUCAGUGUUGUUGAUGGGAAUUGUAUUAAUGUGUUGUUGGGCAAGCAUGUCAGAAGCAGAAGAAUAUAUGAAAUAUAAAGAUCCUAGGCAGUCAUUGAAUGUUCGAAUCAAGGACCUGCUGAUUCGGAUGACAUUGGAGGAAAAGAUUGGCCAAAUGGUGCAGAUUGAGAGAAAUGUUUCAUCGCCCGAGGUCAUGAAGAAAUACUUUAUUGGGAGCAUACUGAGUGGUCCUGCCAGUGUUCCAGCCAAAGAGGCAUCUGCUGAGACUUGGGUCGACAUGGUGAAUGAUUUCCAAAAGGGUUCUUUAUCUACUCGUCUUGGGAUCCCAAUGAUUUAUGGGAUUGAUGCCGUUCAUGGCCACAACAAUGUUUAUAAGGCAACCAUAUUUCCCCACAAUGUUGGUCUUGGAUGUACGAGGGACCCUGAACUUGUAAAGCAAAUUGGAGCUGCGACCGCUCUUGAAGUUAGAGCUACAGGCAUUCCAUAUGCCUUUGCACCAUGUGUUGCGGUAUGCAGAGAUCCAAGAUGGGGUCGUUGUUACGAAAGCUACAGUGAAGAUCCCAAGAUUGUUCAAGAAAUGACGGAGAUCAUACCGGGAUUCCAAGGAGAUAUUCCUGCAAAUUCUCAUAAGGGUGUUCCCUUUCUUACUACUGGGAAAACAAAGGUUGCGGCAUGUGCCAAGCACUUUGUGGCGGAUGGUGGUACAACAAACGGGAUCAAUGAGCACAACACUGUAAUAAACGAGCAUGGUUUGUUCAGCACUCACAUGCCACCCUACUUCACCUCUGUUAUUAAGGGAGUGUCCACCGUUAUGAUCUCCUACUCCAGUUGGAAUGGGAAAAAAAUGCACGCCCACCGUGACCUUAUCACUGGCUUCCUCAAGGACACUUUAAAUUUCAAGGGUUUUGUAAUAUCAGAUUGGUUGGGAAUAGAUCGGAUCACUACUCCUCCUCGUGCUAACUACACAUAUUCGGUCGAGGCUUCGGUUAAUGCUGGCAUUGACAUGGUCAUGAUUCCCUACGAGUACAAAGAAUUCAUUGAAGAUCUAACUUUGCUGGUGAAUAAGAAGAUAGUCCCCAUGAGCCGAAUUGAUGAUGCGGUGAGGAGGAUUUUGAGGGUGAAGUUUGUGAUGGGUUUAUUCGAGGACCCAUUGGCUGAUUAUAGCAUGACACACCACCUAGGAAGUCAGGAACAUAGAGAACUGGCAAGGGAGGCAGUGAGAAAAUCUCUGGUGCUGCUGAAAAAUGGUGAAUCUGGUGAUGAGCCAUUGUUACCCCUUCCCAAAAAGGCAUCGAAAAUACUGGUAGCUGGAAGUCAUGCAGACAAUCUUGGUUAUCAGUGUGGGGGGUGGACAAUUGACUGGAAUGGCUUUAGUGGCAAGGGCACAAUUGGUACCACAAUCCUUGAAGCUAUAAAAAACACUGUUGACAAGGAAACCGAAAUUGUAUACGAAGAGAACCCUGAUGCUGAAUUUGUGAAGUCGAACAAAUUCUCCCAUGCCAUUGUUGUAGUGGGAGAGCCCCCAUAUGCAGAGACAGACGGUGACAACUUAGAAUUGACAAUCCCGGACAACGGCCUAAGCGCUAUAAAAAAUGUGUGUGGAGCUAUGAAAUGUGUUGUCGUCCUCAUCUCCGGCCGUCCUGUUGUUAUUGAACCUUAUCUUUCCACAAUGGGAGCCCUUGUAGCUGCUUGGCUUCCGGGAACUGAAGGUCAAGGUGUUGCAGAUGUUUUGUUCGGCGACUAUGGCUUUACCGGCAAGCUUGCGCGGACUUGGUUCAAGACUGUUGAUCAACUCCCAAUGAAUCUUGGGGAUUCAAAUUACGACCCCCUCUUUCGAUUUGGAUUUGGACUCACUACAAAACCUACUACUACUAAAACCAGCUACCAAUCCUACUAAAACCAACUAAAAUUCCUAGUUGUUGUUUUUGGUAAAUCUAAAAUUUCGAGUUGUUUAGUGUUUCUAUUUGUUGUUGCUUAGAAACACUUUGGGUUUUGAUAUGUGAUUAUUUUAUUUUUUUAUUUUUAUUUUUUGUUAGUAUUUACACACACUUGUUUCGUCUGAGACUUGAACCCCUGACUUUCCUUUAAAAAGUAAGAAGCUGAUACUGUUAGGCCACUGACAGAUAUGUGAUUAUUACUACUACUAUGUAAGAAUGGAGUAAUUGGAUAUUAAAUAAUAGUUGCAAUGUUUAGUUUUUGAUUAA